This is a messenger RNA of Rotaria socialis, 600 nucleotides long. Lineage: Eukaryota; Metazoa; Rotifera; Eurotatoria; Philodinida; Philodinidae. The record is from the annotation of a GenBank genome assembly.
AUGGAUCAAUCUUUUCAAUCAUUAACUUACCGUCUAGCGAUUAACUCAGAUUAUGAGUCGAUCUCACAAUUGGUCAAUGAAGCUUAUCGCGGUGAGUCGUCGCGCCAGGGUUGGACUAACGAAGACGAAUUUUUUGAAGGUCAGAGAAUCAACCCUGACAUAUUGACACAAAUGAUGGCCACUGAUGGUUCAGUCGUUUUGAUAUUUUUCGAACAAGACUCAAAGAUUUUAAUCGGCUGUGUCUCAUUGCAAGAUUUCACAAUAGCUGAGAAUAUUCGUAUUGGUUGUUGCAUUCCUUUGCAACAUGAUAACAAAGUCAAAAGCGCUUACCUUGCAAUGUUAACUGUACGUCCAGAUCUACAAAGACGUGGCUACGGAAAGUUCAUCAUAUCAGUAGCUGAGAAAUUCGUUCGUCAGCAAUGGAACAUUCAAUUAAUUGAAUUGAGUGUUCUUUCCAAGCGGCAGGAAUUAAUCGCAUACUACAUUCGUCGCGGAUAUACCGAUACUGGUCGACGCCAACAAUUUUCCAGUCAUGACAAUCGAUUUGGUAUUCCAAAGACAGAUUGUUUGGAAUAUUGCAUUUUGACGAAGUUUAUCUAA